AUGGCGACUCUCGAUCUGGCGUCGGGCCUUAUGGAAAUUGCAAAUUCUCUUGCUCAAGAUGAAAUCCCUUUCAAACUGCGCUGUGCUAUUUGCAAUAAACUUGCGAUAAAUGCCUUCCGUCUUCCGUGCUGCGAACAGGCUAUAUGCGAGAACUGCCAAGGCUCCCUCCCGGAAUGUUGUCCAGUCUGUGCACAUACGCCUCUCUCUUCCGACCUAUGCAAACCAAAUAAAGCCCUGAGAACAACUCUAAAGGCAUUUUUGCGAACCGAAGAAAAAAAAAGAGAGAAAGAUCGCCCGCCAGCUCCUCGUCCUGCUACUGAACCCGAACCCAACGAACCGGCUGUCCAUGUGAACUCAAACUCCUUCCCUCCCUCCUCUACGGCCUUAGACCACGUGGGUGAUGCUUCAGAACCCAAUGGCGCUUCCGUUACUGUCGACGAUGCAAAUCAUCCAAACCAUUCUGCUGCCAGCAUGGAAGCAAUGGAUAACAUCAGCGCCUCGACAUUGCCAACCGCAACCGCGGAUGACGCUAUCAACAACACUAGGAAUACACAAGUUGAAGCAGUGCCUGGAAAUUCCACCCUCGGAACCGCUAACAGCCUGUUUAAUGACAAUGCAAACCUUGUCCCGCCGGGAACAUCAGCCCCUUGGCAACCAGAUGCUGACUCCAGCAACGGCACAGGCGACCUCACUUCCAGACAACUGCUCGGAGUUCCAACUCUCUCGCGAGGUUCGGAUGCUUAUGUCAAUGGACAGGGAUAUGGUAUGAAUGGGAUGGGAGGUUUAUCUCAGACCAGUUGGCAAGGGUCGUCGAAUCAUGGCCAAAUGAUGCAAACAUUGCCCGGCGGUGUUCAACUAAACGGGGUGAUGCCAUUCCAAAAUGGCAUUGGACCUCCUGGGAUGGCUGGGAUGGGACUGGAUCCGAUGGCGUCGAGUCAUGGUAUGUUUGGCGGAUAUGGGCUCAAUAUCAAUGGCAUGAAUGAUGGCAUGAAUACUGGAAUGAAUUUCAACGCAGGGCAGGGAAUGUAUGGCGCAUGGGAUGGUCAGAGCAAUGUGUGGAAUGGAGGUCCAGAUAAAUUCAAUGCAAAUCCAUUUGCCAACCGCAUGGUUGCUGAAUUUGGCCCUAGUCCUGGUGGAUAUCGUGGAUAUAAUAUGUCCCAGAAUUACGCAAAUUAUCCUCACAUGCAUCAGCAACAGCACUAUCCUAACAAUGACUUCCACAGCCAAUUUGGUCUUAGUUACGGCCGUGGCCGUGGCAGAGGCCGCGGAUUUCUCCCUAGUGGCCGUGGACGGGGCGGUUUUAUGUCUGCAGCCCAUGGUAGUUACCCAUUAUCUGCUAACCAAGCUUCCUCCUUCCAACCCCAUAUGACCUCGCAUUCCCUCCACCAACUGGAUCUUGUAUCUCCCGCAAUUACCCCAAACUUGGAUCAUGUUAAAAAGUUUAAUGAUGACUUAUGUCCAGGUGGGGAGGAUGAACUUAGGCAGAACCAAGCAACGGACGAGCACGCGGCAAUCUCGCCCAAGAAUGCGGCAACCAACGAAUCAGUCUUGGCUGCUGUGGAGCCUCACGAUUCUAAUGCGCCUACAUAUAAUGAACUUCCUGUCAAUCGAGCCACCGAAUCUGGGACAACCGUGCAGGUAGGUGCUGUAACACAACGAGGGACUAAUGACAACUCAGAUCCAGGUAGUGGCCAGACAAGCGAAGUGUAUAUAAAUGUGUCAGAGGAAAACCGAAAUCAUGAUCUCAUCCAUUCGAAUGAAAUGGUACACCCGUCUCCAACGUUAUUGCCUGCUUCUCAUAACAACGCAACGUCGACAGAACCUCGGGGGAUGGGUGUUGUUGGAGCACCAGCUGCUCCAAGAGCUAUGAGGGAAGGGUUGGCAAAUGUCAGCGUCCGCAACGGCAGAGGGUUCUCCGGUCGUCAUACUGCAAGCAGCCCUACCCUAAAGCGGGAUAAGGAAGUAAAAAGUCGCUCGCCGUCUCCAUCACUGGAACAACCCGUAUCUCGAUAUAUGUCCAUCUCAAGAUCUCCGUCUCGUCACCCGCACCGUCACCAUCGCCGGCAUCGGCAUCAAUCCCCUUCGCCCAGCGUCUCCGGCAGUGACCAAGGCAGGGAAGAGAAUCGAAAGCAGCGACGAAAAUCUCGGCAAGAAAACGAUGACCAGGGGUCCAAUUGUCGGGUUAAUAAGGAUUCGCGAUCUCGGUCGGUUUCAUCAGAUCCUCGAAAGCGAGUGGAAUAUCGAAGUAGGCGUGGUAUGGAGCGAAAGAACGAACAUAAACCUUCUCCAUCCCAUCGUUCACGCCGCCACCGCAGUCGAAGUUCGAGCCCCAAACAUCGUGACUAUGACCGGAACACUAGCGAAGCCAGUGUGGUUGAUACCAGUGUAAAACUAUCUGGGUUAGGUGAAAAACGCGAACUUGUAGUCCCAGGCAGUGAACAUCACUCCACCAAAGAGAGAGCCAAUGGUUCUACGACCCGAGAUAAAUCCAGCCGACAUCGGGACCGGAACCGGGACAGGGACCGGGACAGGGAUAGGGAUAGGGAGAGAGACAGAGACAGAAAUAAGGUUAAGGAUAAAGAUAAGGAAAGAGCUCGUGGACGGGGGCCAAAUCGCGAAAAAGAGAAGGAUCGUGACAGGGACCACGAACGCGACCGCAAGCGGUCUCGUCGUGAUCGGUCUGCAUCCCCAGAAGAUCCAGAUCAUUAUCGCCGACACUCCCGUCGCGUUAAGCGUUGUGAGCCAGAAGAAAUUAGUGCUAUGGAUCGCGAGAAGAAAUCUGCCGAACAUCGGGAACCGCGAGUCCAAGUGAAAGAUCCACAUACCCUAGAGCGCGAGGUACGAGAUAAAGAACGUCUCCUAAAAGAACAACAACGACGAGAUGCGAUGAAUGCGGAUCGCCACGGUAGAAAGAGCCGACACCGUGAGAGCCGUCAGGGGAGGACAUUAGGCGGGAGACACCUCAGUUACAAAUAUGAGGAUGAGGAAAGCGACCAAGCCAGAGCGACACGAGUCGAGCUUGAACGAGAAGCAGCACGAUGGGCUUAA
This is a messenger RNA of Histoplasma mississippiense, 3048 nucleotides long. RefSeq lists its product with no specific name. NCBI's taxonomy places the organism in Eukaryota, Fungi, Ascomycota, Eurotiomycetes, Onygenales, Ajellomycetaceae. The transcript is spliced from 6 exons. Bases 1 to 3048 code for a protein of 1015 amino acids. The record is from RefSeq and is a predicted model, not a curated record.